AUGCCCUCUCCGCAUGGGACCACUUGGGGCAAUCAUCGUCAUCCAGGCACGCACCCCCCCUCGCUCGUCGGGCCGAAUCGAGCGCGUCCGUUCUCGCAGCAGACACGCUGGGCAGUCCAUGUCCACCACACCCCUGCCUGCCUGGCCCUGUCAUCAUCACACGCUGCUGCAUUUAACCACACCCCCAUCCCCCUUCCUUUCCUUCUCUCCCAUCCCCCCCUCCUCUCAAUUGCUCUCUCCAUCGAUCCGGUUGAAGCUAUGUCUGUUGUCGAGGUCAAGACCACCCCCUUCCAGGGCCAGAAGCCCGGCACCUCGGGUCUUCGCAAGAAGGUCAAGGUUUUCCAGCAGCCCAACUACACCGAGAACUUCGUUCAGGCUACGCUGACCGCCAUGCCCGGUGGCAGCGAGGGCUCGACCCUCGUCGUCGGCGGUGACGGCCGCUACUACUCCCCUGAGGUCGUGCAGAUCAUUCUGCGCCUUGCCGCCGGCAACGGCGUCAAGCAUGUCAUCGUCGGACAGAACGGCAUCCUUUCCACCCCCGCCGUUUCCGCCCUCAUCCGCAGCUCCAAGGCUGACGGCGGUAUCCUCCUGACUGCUUCGCACAACCCCGGUGGCCCCGACAACGACUUCGGUAUCAAGUUCAACAUCUCGAACGGUGGACCCGCCCCCGAGGAGGUCACCAACAAGAUCUACAAGAUCACUGAGGACAUCUCGAGCUACAAGCAGGUUGAGCUCCCUAACCUUGACCUCUCCAAGCUCGGCGAGUACACCCACGGCCCUCUCAAGGUCACCAUCGUCGACUCUGUCGAGAACUACGUCAACCUCCUCAAGGAGAUCUUCGACUUUGACAUGAUCAAGAAGUACCUCCACGAGAGCAACCCCAAGCCCUCUGUCCUCUUCGAUGCCCUGAACGGUGUCACUGGCCCCUACGGCAAGGCCAUCUUCGUCAAGGAGCUCGGCCUCCCCGAGUCCUCCGUGCAGAACUGCACUCCCCUCCCCGACUUUGGUGGUCUCCACCCCGACCCCAACCUCACCUACGCCCACACCCUCGUUGAGGCCGUUGAGAAGAACAACAUUCUCUUCGGUGCCGCCUCGGACGGUGACGGUGACCGCAACAUGAUCUACGGCAAGGGUGCCUUCGUCACCCCCUCGGACUCGGUCGCCAUCAUUGCCGACUGGGCCGAGAAGGCCAUCCCCUACUUCAAGAACGGUGUCAAGGGUCUCGCCCGUUCCAUGCCUACCUCGGGCGCUAUCGACCUUGUUGCGAAGGCCCAGGGCGUCGAGUGCUUCGAGGUUCCCACCGGAUGGAAGUUCUUUGGUAACCUCAUGGACGCCGGUCGCCUCUCGAUCUGUGGUGAGGAGUCAUUCGGUACUGGUUCGGACCACAUCCCUUGGCUCUCGAUCCUCGCCAAGGCUUCCGAGGAGAAGCCCGGCACGACGAUCAACGACAUCCUGCUCGCGCACUACAAGAAGUACGGCCGCAGCUUCUUCUCUCGCUACGACUACGAGGAGGUCGAGUCGGAGGGUGCUGAGGCGAUGAUGGCGCACCUGCGCGAGCUGUUCGACUCGCCCGACUUUGUCGGCAAGACGCUCAAGGCGACGAGCUCGGACACGUCGUUCACGGUCGAGUCCGCCGCCGACUUUGCGUACACGGACCCGAUCGACGGCUCCGUCUCGACCAAGCAGGGCCUGUACAUCAAGUUCACCGACGGCUCGCGCAUUAUCUUCCGUCUGUCGGGCACUGGCUCGUCGGGCGCCACCGUCCGCCUCUAUGUCGAGAAGUACUCCAAGAACGCGGACGAGUUUGCCGAGGACGCCCAGGUCGGCCUCAAGCCCCUCAUCGAGGUCGCCCUCGACCUCUCCAAGCUCAAGGAGUACACCAAGCGCGAGAAGCCCUCGGUCAUCACCUAA
This is a messenger RNA of Trichosporon asahii var. asahii CBS 2479, 1911 nucleotides long. RefSeq names its product phosphoglucomutase. The record is from RefSeq and is a predicted model, not a curated record. Bases 1 to 1911 code for a protein of 636 amino acids. Gene Ontology annotation, molecular function: phosphoglucomutase activity; magnesium ion binding. The transcript is spliced from 6 exons. Gene Ontology annotation, biological process: carbohydrate metabolic process. Gene Ontology annotation, cellular component: cytosol. Lineage: Eukaryota; Fungi; Basidiomycota; Tremellomycetes; Trichosporonales; Trichosporonaceae.